Messenger RNA from Drosophila albomicans, 2145 nucleotides. RefSeq names its product lipoma-preferred partner homolog. The transcript has 9 exons. The coding region runs from base 174 to 2054 and encodes 626 amino acids. Gene Ontology annotation, cellular component: stress fiber; focal adhesion. The record is from RefSeq and is a predicted model, not a curated record. Gene Ontology annotation, biological process: cell-cell adhesion. NCBI's taxonomy places the organism in Eukaryota, Metazoa, Arthropoda, Insecta, Diptera, Drosophilidae.
CUCUGUACAAGUUAGUAGUCGCAAAGAAAUAAAAAUUAGCAAGGUUGUUAAUGGAUAAAUAGUAUUGAUUGGAAGUUAUUAUUUUCAUAAUUGAAUCUGAGUAGUUGUUUUAAAUUAUUUAUUUGAAUUGCAUACGCCGACGUACGGUCAAAAGCAUUGAUUCGUGCUGUAAGAUGGAUACCUUAGAAAACCAACUUAGGCAGUUGGGAGUAGUUAAUAGUGGAUGUGAAGAUGCGUAUGUGCGAACUGGAAAAGUAGCUGCUUUAGUAGGCAAUUUACAGCAAAAAGUGAGUGCAGAGCAGAGUGCUAAUAAUCACAGUAAGGUAUCAAGUAAAACAGCACCAAGCAUUCCUCCAAAGCCAAGUCGAAGAUCAAUUGAAAUGCCGCAGGUUCCACUUAGCAAGCAAGUUAUGGACACUCAAGAGCCAUUGUUUUCUCAGCCACUACAGAGUUUGGAAUUCGUUGCCCAUAAAGAAACUACAAAAGCAUUAAUACUUUCGCGCAAACAGCCAAUCGAUGCUAUUCAAAAUGGGGAGAAAAUAGGGUGUAGUCAAUCCACAUUGGACAAUCCAGCUGUGCUGGAACAGCAACUGGAAGCCUUGGCAUAUCAUAAGCUUCAGAUGGAAAAGAGAGGUCUCUUAGGAUCCAAAGUUCAAACGAAACCAAACCCAGUGACAAACAUUCCAAGCCUAUCAUCAACAUCUCUUAGUGCCCACAAUUUAACAAGUUAUGAUGGGUACCGCAGAAAUCUCAAGAAACCCCAUAACGAUAAACUUAAAUCGUUCAAUACACUAUCGGAAUAUAGUGGCACUACGGUCUAUUCAAAUAUGCUAUCAUCGCAAUCUACUCAUAAAAACUUGGAUUUAAAUCAUUCAACCACGGAACAAUUACAUGGGCAACUGUCAAUUUGCACAGCGCCUAUGACAAAAAAUAUAAACGAUGAAUUACGCACACCACCAAGUCCAGUGAGCUCUUCAUAUAGUGAACUUCGACGUGCAAAUGAUCCCUUCAAUGAGGCAGCAGUAGAUUUAGAAGAAAGUAGUACAAUCCAAAAGCCAGGAUCUGCUUACGAAAAUUAUGGAAAGCAGUGCACACAAAACACAACAACGUAUUAUUCUGGUAAAACAUGUACGGAUUUCUAUGGAUAUGGUGGAUUGUCACAGAGUUCUUCUACUUAUGAUUCGAUAUACGAGCCCAUAAAUCCCCGGAUGUCCAACGAUGUACUACCCCGAGCUAGUUUUAGUACAUAUGCUAAUAUUAAUCAAUGCAAAAUGCCGCCAACUAGUUCGACUUGUGAAGACAAAUCUUUAACCACAAAUUGUGGAAACAUAGACACAAGCUCCAUUGAAACUAUAGAUCCUAGUAAUUGUACUAACUACUUGAAAAGAAGUACGAUUAACGAUAAUCACCGUCACUAUAACUUAACAUCUAUUGACUCAGUAGACGAAGUGGAAAAUUAUGGACGUUGCUUUAAAUGCGGAGAUCGCGUUUUGGGCGAGAGUAGCGGCUGUACAGCAAUGGAUCAGAUUUAUCACAUUUCGUGUUUCACAUGCACGGAAUGUCAAAUUAACUUGCAAGGCAAACCAUUUUAUGCGUUGGAAGGGAAUCCGUUUUGUGAAUAUGAUUAUUUGCAAACACUAGAGAAGUGUUCGGUUUGCCUCAAGCCAAUUUUGGAACGAAUUUUAAGGGCCACUGGGAAACCGUAUCAUCCACAAUGCUUUACUUGUGUUGUAUGUGGUAAUAGCUUAGACGCGAUUCCAUUUACGGUAGAUGCCACUAAUCAGAAUUAUUGUAUUGCUGAUUUUCACAAAAAAUUCGCACCUCGAUGCUGUGUAUGUUAUGAGCCAAUUUUACCGGAAUCUGGUCAGGAAGAAACUGUCCGAGUGGUUGCUUUAGAUCGAAGUUUUCACUUGGAGUGUUAUAAAUGCGAGGACUGUGGUCUGUUAUUAUCUUCGGAGGCUGAUGGUCGGGGAUGUUAUCCUCUAGAUGAUCACGUUUUGUGUAAAAGCUGCAAUGCCCGACGUGUACAGGUUUUGACAAAUCGUAUGACCUAAGUUUUCGAUUUAUUUAUUUAUUAUCGCAUUUAUUGUACCAAAAAGUUCGAUGAUAAAAAAAGAUAUAAAUAAAAUAAAUUACACAACUCAA